This is a messenger RNA of Pediculus humanus corporis (human body louse), 1968 nucleotides long. RefSeq lists its product as uncharacterized. The record is from RefSeq and is a predicted model, not a curated record. NCBI's taxonomy places the organism in Eukaryota, Metazoa, Arthropoda, Insecta, Psocodea, Pediculidae. Gene Ontology annotation, biological process: glycerophospholipid catabolic process. The transcript is spliced from 11 exons. Gene Ontology annotation, molecular function: starch binding; glycerophosphocholine phosphodiesterase activity. Bases 1 to 1968 code for a protein of 655 amino acids.
AUGAAAAACGCUCGAUUGUGGACUUUUAGAGUGCAAGCAGAAACUCAGCCUGGAGAAGUUGUCGGGGUCACAGGUAAUAUCCCCGAACUUGGAGAAUGGAAAGUUUCUGAAAAUUCAAAAGUUGUUUUACUCACCAAGGAUUCAACUACAUCUAAUUGUGACGAUAUAUGGACCGUCACGAAGCUGUUACCUUCCAACGAAGAUAUAUACUACAGGUUUUUUAUUUGUAUCGUCGUGGAUAACGAAAAGUACAUCGUUAAAAGAAGAGAAGUGUCUUUAAGACCGAGAAUCAUUGAAAAAAAUGCUCCAAGUAAUACGAUCGACGUUGGGAAAAUUGAGUCGUUUGCUAAAUUCGGUUACUUCGAUCAGUGCUACUGGGUUGACAAAGGAUGGCUCACGUCGCAAACAUUAAUUCAAAUCAAAUUUCAUUCCCAUCCGUUGUUUUUUUGGAAAGAAAAAUUAAAAACUCGCCUAACAUUUAUAAAACUCACUCCGGUUGAUUUGACAAAAAAAAAUAAUGCGGAUUCCAUAUUGGCCUACGAAUCCGUCGACAACAAUAGCCUUAGUUUGGAUACUUUGGACAUUGGAAGCGGAUCUUCCGAUGCUUGGCCCAUAACGGAAAUUUGCGUGCUCAAUGAUUCGGAAGGUGAAUUAAGCCCUCAGCGACAAUUCGGUCGAGAAAUAAAAUCUGAUGAUUUUAUCGUCUUCCAAAUUCAGGUUCAUAACAUUGAAAAUUUUGCCUACCUUAUUGAUUACUACGUGCCCAGAUCUAGAGCGAGUGAAUCCGAACCACCCUGCCACAUAGGUUUUUCGUAUAUAUUGCCAAGCGCUAUGACAUCAAGCGAAGGAAGAAUAAUUGUUCCGGUGACAUCUACGAAACAUCAACCGAUCGGUCAAAUUUCAGCCGAUUACUUAGUCAUCAAACCGAUUGAAAAUUAUACUUGCGACAUGAGUACAUCUUAUGCAAAAUAUUGGAAGCACAGUUUGCAGGGUCUCGAUGUUGGUCACCGUGGUUUAGGAACGUCAUUCAAACAAAAGAGUUGUGCUGCUGGAGUUCGUGAAAAUACAAUAGCCUCACUUAAAGAAGCUGCUUCUCACGGAGCGGAUUACGUCGAAUUUGAUGUACAAUUGUCAAAAGAUAUGGUACCCGUCAUUUAUCACGAUUUUCACGUUUGUAUCUCGUUGAAAAGAAAAAAGGUCAACAUCGACGACAUGUUGGAAAUACCUUUAAAAGAAUUAACUUUGGAACAACUUCAAUGCCUCAAGGUUUAUCACAUUCAAGAGGGAAUAAUUAAUAAACAAUUAUUUUUCGAUGAACAUCUUGAAGAUCAUCAACCCUUUCCUACUCUUAAACACGCCUUAAAUGUUUUAGAUCCGAUCGUUGGAUUUAAUAUAGAAAUUAAAUGGACAAUGUUGUUAAAGGAUGGAACAUUCGAAUUAAAUAAUCCGUUCGAUUUGAACACGUACGUGGAUUCCAUAUUGAAAGUCGUUUUGGAAAACGGUGGAAAUCGUAAAAUAAUUUUUUCUUGUUUUCACCCGGACAUAUGCACGAUGGUUAGACAUAAGCAAACAAAAUAUCCCGUCAUGUUUUUAACACAAGGAGUCACAUCGAAAUAUCCAAUGUACCACGAUCCGAGAUGUCACACAAUCGAGGCAGCCGUUUAUUUUGCUCAAUCAUUAGGAAUAUUGGGAAUAAAUGUUCACACGGAAGACAUAUUGAGAAAUCCGAAACAAUUAUCGUUUGCCAAAGAUCGCGGCCUUAUUGUUUUCUGUUGGGGAGACGAUAAUAACGAUGCGGAAACAAUAAAAUAUUUAAAAGAAUUGGGAUUGCACGCCAAAUUGAAAGAAACAAAUCUUUUCGUUUCCGAAGCUAAAGAACAUCAAAAACAACUUUUGGAAGUUGCCGAUCACAUACAUUCGCCAUCAUCAAACGGUGAUCCUUCUUCUCCUUCUUCUGUAAGUCAUUAG